Messenger RNA from Drosophila ananassae, 1875 nucleotides. RefSeq names its product probable cytochrome P450 313a2. The transcript has 7 exons. Lineage: Eukaryota; Metazoa; Arthropoda; Insecta; Diptera; Drosophilidae. The coding region runs from base 52 to 1518 and encodes 488 amino acids. Gene Ontology annotation, molecular function: oxidoreductase activity, acting on paired donors, with incorporation or reduction of molecular oxygen; monooxygenase activity; iron ion binding. The record is from RefSeq and is a predicted model, not a curated record.
UUAGAAACCCACACGGUUUUAUGUUGUUCGUUUCGGGAAAACACAAAUAUCAUGGUCAUGAUAAUCCCUCUUACCUUGACCAUCGCCGGAUUAUUAGUAUUAAUAUACUUUUUGUGGAGUCGGCGCAGGUUUUACAAACUUAUACUUGAGUUGCCAGGACCUUUGGGACUGCCCUUUCUCGGCUCAGUACCUGCUUAUUUUUUAAAUAACUUAAAAAUGAUUCAGAGAACCAAGUACAUGGACAAGUAUGGUUCAACUAUUUUAACCUGGAUCGGCACUCAUCCAGUUAUAUUGUCUCGAGAUCCUAAGAUCGCCCGGGAUGUUUUGACAUCAUCGAAGUUCCUAAUUAGAAACUGGCGGGUAACAAGCGCUAUGGCAAGUAUCUUUGGUCUCGGAUUAGUGACUCUUCAAGGCACUGCAUGGAAUACACGGCGGAAAUAUUUGAAUGCCAGCUUUAAGCACAAUGUCUUGCUCAGUUUCAUUCCCAUUUUCAAUUCUAAGACGAGAACGCUGGUCACACACAUGAAUACUCUUGUGGGACAGGAUGAAGUUUAUUUUCUGCCACAUUUACUUCGAUGGUCUUUAAGUGUAGCUUAUCAAACAACUCUGGGCAUUGACGUAAGAGACGAAACAAAUUUUAAGAACAAUGCUCUCAUAGACUCUUGGCAAUCACUAGUGAAAUUGAUCAUAAUUGGAAUUUUCAUGAAUGUUUCCCAAAAUAAAAUAGUUUCCAAAAUAAUCGGAUGGGAAAGGAGAAAAGCACACGUGUUUUCCAAAAUUAAUGUUCUUAUUGAUAAGAUUAUUGAUUCUAAAUUAAAUUCUCACCCGGAACAUAAUACAAACUCCGUCAUCAACCGAAUGAUUAAGCUCUAUCGGAAUGGCAGCAUUAGUUUAGAGGAAGUAAAAGGAGAGUGCUAUAAUAUGGUUCUGGCUGGCAUCGACACCACAGCUGUCACGCUCCAUCACACUCUUAUCCUCCUGGCCAUGUUUCCCCAGUACCAGGACCUUGUCUAUGAAGAACUGAAAAAAGUCUACCCGGACAGCGGGGACUUCGAAGUGGAGUACGAGGACCUCCAGAAAUUGGUUUAUCUAGAUCGCGUUUUAAAUGAAACCCUGCGAUUGAUUCCAUCUGCUGGGAUUACUGUAAGAAAUUCCAACGAAGACUUUCUCCUCUCAAAUAAAGUCCUUGUUCCGAAAGGUGUAGCCAUUAUCGUCGAUAUAUUCAACAUUCACCGCAAUAAGGACUAUUGGGGUGCAAACGCCCACACCUUCAAUCCUGACAAUUUUUUGCCCGAUAACGUCCGCGAUCGGCAUCCGUAUGCUUUCAUACCCUUUUCGAAGGGGAGGAGAAAUUGCAUAGGCUGGAGAUAUGCCCUAAUAUUGUCAAAAAUCGCCUUGGCCAGGAUUCUCAGAAAUUACAAACUAAGCACUAGUUUUCAAUAUGAAGAGCUAGUUUUUGUUGAUAAUAUAGUAAUGAAGCUGGAAAAAUCACCUCUUCUACACUUUCAACGAAGGUAAAAUGUAAGAAAAUAAACAAUAAAAUCAAGAAAAAAAAAAAAAUACACAAUUGCUUUGAAAAUAGUACACACCUUGCAAUUCAUAUCUAUGUUAUGGAGCUAAAAAAUUCGUAUUUUUUAAUGAAGGUCGUAAAAGGUUUCGUCAAAUUUAAUGGGUUGUACUUAUUAUAAAUCAUUAUUUUUGGAAGCCUAGGAUCACAGGUGAGGAAAAUAAUAUGUUUUAGGUCAAAACUUCAGACCAGGCACUCUAUGAAUAAAAACCCCUGCUGUAACCAUAGGAUAAUUUAGAAAGCAAAACGUCUUUAAAUUUUUUGUUUUUAAAAAGCUAAAGUUCUAGUUAAGAAUCGAAAUGUUAUUU